CGCUCUCGCCCCGCGCUCGCCCCCGCCCGCGCUCCUCAAGCCCCCGCACCACCGAGCCGCGCGCCCCUCCUUCCCCGUCGCCACCGCCUCGCCGCUGCGUCGUCGCCGCCCAAGGAGCUCCCCCAGCAGGUGGUUCCGGGCCCGUGGCUACCGCCUCGCCGCCGCCCAGGGCGCUGCCCCCGUCGUGCGUCUGCCAGCAGUUGGUGGGUCGGCCGUCCACAUCACCCGCACCCUCCGUUCUCCCCUGAAACGAAAUCCCUGGUGCCUCAGCCACCGCAGUAGGCCAGCAGCCUGGGCGUGGUGGCCCUUCGCCGCGGCUCCAGGGGCGGCAUCAUCCCGGCUCUCCCACGCGGUGGCGGCCUGCGUCUCCUGCUGUGCCCCUGCCGCCCGCAUCCAGAGCCUUGAUGUUGCAUGGGUGCGCUUUGUUGGCCGUGACGAGACUUGUCUAUCUGAUAGGGUGAUUUGGUGCUGCAGGGAGCUAUUUAUGACAACUCACAAGUCACAAAUAGAGCCUCCAUGGUUACAUGGUGGUGUCCAUUUGUACAGAUGGAUCCUCCAAGAUAUUUGGAACAUCUGAACCACAUUUAUCACUAUAAUUAAGCUUUGCAGACUAUAUAAAUAGCAUCAUAGAUCAUGAAAGGUGUAUCUGCAAGAUGAUUACACCAUAGUUCUGAUUGCUUCUUCAGAUAAUGCGAACAAGAUAUAUGAAACGCCAGAAAUUGUGAACAAAUGUCAAUCAAAAUAGAUAUUUUCUUUAUAAGCUUAGUAUUAAGAUCUAUAGAUAGCACUGUUAUAGUCUGAUGCAUAUUUAUCAUGAUUUUUUCGACUUCAUAGAGGCCUUCUUCACCAGAAAUUGUUCUUUCUUUGCUUGCAGAGUGACCAUAUGAUAUUAUUGCUCUGGUGUUUGAAGAUAUUUUUUUUAACUUCAUUUUUUGCUUGGAUAUGAUGUCCAGCAAAUAAAUAAUAAUAUUGGAACAGUAGCUUUUUGUUUCAUCAAUGCAAAUCUACAGGAUCUUGGAUUACUUAUUGAUUGUGAAGUUAGCUUCAUUUUGCAUUGAAUUCUUGUUUUUCACCCGUGGCAACGCAUGGGCAUGCAACUAUCAUGAAAAAAAUAGAGGUAGAACUACAGGAGUCGAUGGGUUAUCAAUAUUUUAGUAGGUAAAGAUAUUUAGGUUCUCUGAUCCAAUCAUGAAAAAUAGCAUUAUCACUUCGAGAGGAAAUAUGUAUCACACUGUAAACAAAACUAUUUUUUUAUAUUGUUCGAGUUUGUUUCUAAAACUAAACUACAUGGCAGAUAACAAUUAUUCAGUUAGCCAAAAAGUAAAAAAUGACAUGGAGACACUACAAGAAUCAGUAACUUAACUUAGCAGUUAACUUCAUUGCUAUAAUUUGCAGAAUUCUUUUUUUACUCCCAGUCCAUUAUGUUGAUCAUAAUUUUUAUAGGUAUCAUAACAUGAGGGACAUGACUGGACAACCAGCUGGACUUGAUUUUGAUGAGAAUAGUGAUUGGUUGCAUACUAAUAACUCCUAUGUACGGGGAACUCCCCAACAUGAGGGUACUGCGUCGAAGCUGACAGUGCUUUCUCAAGAUCGUGCUGUCUAUGGAGAUUCCAUUGCUGUAUUGACCAAUGCAGAGUCACAAGAUGAUCCAGGUUGUGUUAUUUAUAACGCAGGGUCUGAGAGUGUACCCAGUUCACCGUCAGCAAACAAUAAUAAUAAGCAACGUAAGCGGGAAAGGGAAAGAGCAAGGUAUGCAGCAAUGUCGCAGGAAGAGAAGAAUGCAAAAAAUCUGAGGAGACGUGUAGUGCGUCAGAAAAAUAAAGAAUAUCAGAGUCCCAUGGAAAUAAACGAUUCUCAAGAUCGUGCUCCAUUUGGCGAUUUGACAAACUACACUAAUGAAGGGGCUGACAGUGAAUCCAAUUUACAGCCAGCAACCAAUAGUACUGUGCAACGUAAGAGGGAAAGGGAAAGAACAAGGUAUGCAGCAAUGUCGCAGGAAGAGAAGAAUGCGAAAAAUAUGAGGAGACGUGAAGCGCGUCAGAAAAAGAAAGGUGUUGCACGCAUUUCAUUUUUGCGGUGUUACAAAUAAUUACAUGUAAUCUGGAUGGAUCAAUAUUUCAGUGUUGUUACAAAUUAGUUGGACCUUUUAAUACUUCGAUAUGCUUCGUAACAUUAACUCAUGUAUAUCUACCUUGGUUUUGAGUUUGUGUGGUCCUCAUAAUAUCAGAAAAAGAAUAUGUUGCCAAUUAGA
Panicum virgatum (switchgrass) is the source of this 2251-nucleotide messenger RNA. Its product is annotated as bromodomain-containing protein DDB_G0270170-like. The transcript has 6 exons. Lineage: Eukaryota; Viridiplantae; Streptophyta; Magnoliopsida; Poales; Poaceae. The coding region runs from base 1454 to 2089 and encodes 211 amino acids. The record is from RefSeq and is a predicted model, not a curated record.